Molecule: messenger RNA, 478 nt
Organism: Mastomys coucha (southern multimammate mouse)
Lineage: Eukaryota; Metazoa; Chordata; Mammalia; Rodentia; Muridae
Product: zinc finger protein 431-like
Exons: 1
Coding region: 104-478 (124 amino acids)
Source: RefSeq, a predicted model, not a curated record
UCGGAGCCGGGAUGCAGUGACUUUUGAUGAUGUGCAUGUGAGCUUCACUAGGGAAGAGUGGAAUCUGCUCGAUCCUUCCCAGAAAAGUCUCUACAAAGAUGUGAUGUUGGAGACUUACUGGAACCUCACUGUUAUAGGAUACAAUUGGGAAGAUCAUCACAUUGAAGAACAAUGUCAAAGAUUGAAACAUCAUGUAAGGCAUGUAAAAAGUCAAAGUGGAGAAAAGCCAUAUAAAAAUAAGCAAUGUGGUAAAGCCUUUGCAAUACCCAGUCAUCUCCAAAGACAUAAAAGCAUACAUACUGGAGAGAAGCCUUAUGAAUGUAAUCAAUGUGGUAAAGCCUAUUCAUGUCGGAGUAGUCUCCAAUAUCAUAAACGAACACACACUGGAGAGAAGCCUUAUGAAUGUAAUCAAUGUGAUAAAGCCUUUUCACCUCAGAGUCGUCUCCAGUGUCAUAAACGAACACAUACUGGAGAGUAG